Austrofundulus limnaeus is the source of this 2484-nucleotide messenger RNA. RefSeq lists its product as uncharacterized. The record is from RefSeq and is a predicted model, not a curated record. Lineage: Eukaryota; Metazoa; Chordata; Actinopteri; Cyprinodontiformes; Rivulidae.
UCUGAACAGGACCUCCUCAUGGGACUUCCUGAAAUGCUUGAGCUGCAGGCCAGCUAUGACGAGGUGGUGCAGGAGCUGCGUGGGCUGGAGGUCGAGCGAGAGACUCUGUUGUUCCAGGUGGACGUCCUGCAGGACACUCUGGAGGGUGUAGAGGAGCUGCUGGCUGAAGCCCAGAGGGAAGCUGGAAAAGCUAGUUUGGAGCUGGAACAAGAGAGAGACGCCAGGAGGAAACUGGAGAGCCUGGUGAGCUCUCUGCUGCAGGAAGUGGAGAGAAUAAAGGAGGAAAAGAAUAACAAGCCCCCUGCUUCAGUGGACGCGACGGAUGACGCAACAAGAGGAGAGGCGAUGAAUCAUGUUGCCUCGGCGGUGAUUAAAGGUGCAGACAGAGAAGAAAAGGACUCCUCGCCGUGUGGAAACAACAGCAAAGAGCAGGAAGUGUCAGCCAGAGGAGGACCAGAUGAAGAAGGCAUCCUGACGAAGCUGCGGAGGAUGGUCAAUCAGCCGUUGAUCCCGUCUCUUGCUCUGGAUAACCCGGUCUCCACCGAUGGAGUCCUGCGGAGACCGUACAAAACCGAUGCGGAGGAGGGCCGCGAUCUUUCCCCGGACAGAAACGACUCGGACAAAAGUGCCUACGAGGACGCCUCCGCUGAGACUCCAGAGCAGGAGAAGAUGUUUCCAGGCGACGGAGAGCUGCCUCACGAUUCAGACAGCAAAGAGAACGGAGAGGCUAACAGCGAGAGCCAGGAGUCCAGGAACCCCGAGGGCUGCGUUUUGUCUUAAUUCUCACAGGUUGGCAAAGUUUGUCAGCAAUCUGGUACAGAUUAGAGCUUUUGACUUUAUUUUCAGUUGCCAUUUCAAAUAAAAUUUUGUUUUAGUCACUUUAAGGUAAAUUGCCAAACAUUUGUUAGUUUCAGCUUUUCACAGGUGUUUGCUUCCAUAAGAUAUAUUUCUAGAUCUGCUCUGAAAUCAUUUUAAAUACAGCUUUUUGUAAGUAAUGAUUAUUAUUUAGGGGAUUUCAUGGAUGUUUUUAUAACCAAAAUAAUAGGAAAAAUUCCCAACAAAGAAGCUCAGGUUUGAUUUUUAUUAAAUUUUAUACAUUACUUUUUGUUUGGGGCAAGCAUCGAAUUUUAUUUUUAUUUUAUUUUUUUAGUUUGUAAUAACUUUAAUUUUACAUUUUUACACAGGGACAAAGGAGGGAAAUUACAUCUCAGUUUUGGUUUGAUCCAAAUCAAGAUUCAUCUGUAUCCAAAAUCCAUUGAGCUCUGUARGAAAACAGAAAAGGGAUUUGGUGUCCACAUUUUUGUUUCACUCCAAAACACAGAUUUGUUUACCUGAAAUCAGGUUUGUGUCGUAUUUGACACGAUGACUGGGGUUCGUCUCUUUUCUCCACAUAUCUAAACCUGUUCAUACACUUCAUUUGACUUGUUUUGCUCAGAUGUUUUGAGGAAAUUUAAGUGUUUGCACUUUUUAAGGCUCUAACAUGUUUAUCAGAUUACAGAAGCAACAUUCCUUCAACCAGCUGUGUCACUGAGAAACAGUCAGCUGCAUGUUCGGCUGUGUGUUUGCACAUUUUUUAUGUCUUCACGUGGAAUUUGUCACUUUGGGUGUCUGCUGUAAACAUUUUGUAUUUUUUUUUUCACACUUUUCCUUCUGCACUGAAAGCAGCUGGAAAGCCUUUCACCUCGGUUGUGAUUCUUUGCAUGAUCACAUUGUUUUAUAAACUUUAAAAAAAGGUUGAUUUGUGUCAUAUAUUUGUAAUUUUGCACGCAGUACUUUCACGUAUUUAAUCCAACCUAUAUGUCAUUUAUUGCAAAACCGAUGCCUUUAAAUGGGGAAUUCUUUUUUAUCAUUUUUUAUUUCCCUGUUUUUUGUUUUAGUUUUUGUCACAAGCACUUCAAACAUUUCUAAAACAUUAACUGCUUCUAUUAGAAAUGAUUACCAUAAUUAUAUAGAAACUUGAAUGUCUGUAGAACGUCUGCAGCUGCUUUUAUUGUGUUUUGAAGCAGCUUGAGAAAAAGUUUUGCCUUUAUCACACAUUCCUGUUUCACCUACUGCUGGUUCCCGUGCUAAUACUUGACUGUUUAUUGUGUUUGCUGMCAAAAUAUCACCAUCGGCUCGGAUGCCUUGUUGUUUUUCCUCUAGAAAAACAAGCGUAGUGUCGUCUGGGGUCGGUGUUUAAACAAUCUUCUUGUGUCAUAAAUCAUAAAACAUGUCUCUGUUGGAUGUCAAUCAGGUCAAAAAGGAUUUUGUUUAUCCUGUAAAAAACCCUUUAAAAUGUUACAAGAACGGUCAGCAGUUGGUUUUUAAAUGUAUCACCUGAUCAGGUGGGUAGUUUUUUUUUUUUUUUUGAAAACUCUUAAAACGAUACAUUUUUUUUAUUCGAUUUCUUUUGUGAGUGAUCAUUUCUGUCUUUUUCUAAGCUUUGAUAUGUUUGGCUGUAAACGUUGAGGAAGACUUCUAUUGGAAUAAAAAGGGACAAAUAAA